Messenger RNA from Rotaria sp. Silwood1, 807 nucleotides. The record is from the annotation of a GenBank genome assembly. Lineage: Eukaryota; Metazoa; Rotifera; Eurotatoria; Philodinida; Philodinidae.
AUGCAUUUACCUCGACGUGCAUCGAAUUCUUCUCGCUAUAAUCUUCUGAAAACUCUUCGUUCAUUACGACUAGUUGUUGUUGCUUGUGCACACAAUGUGGAAAAAGACAUUCCAAAGUUUCGUUCGCAUGUGAAACGAAUCAUUCAUGUAUUUCAUCCAUCUUCACGUAUUCUCAUCUUCGAAAGUGAUUCAACCGACAAUACACUUGCUAUUCUUCGGCGAUGGUCUAAUGCUCAGAUCUAUACAGGAGGCCGUCUAAAAGCAACCAUUUUAUCUCGUAGCGAACGUAUUGCUUAUUGUCGCAAUGCACUUCUCGAAAAAGCUCGCACGCUAAAGCCCGAUUAUCUUCUGAUGCUCGAUUUGGAUAUAUUUGCUGGCAGUCUUUCAGCAUUUUUCACAAAUUUCGACUAUAAGACAGAAGACUGGUCUGCAAUGACAGCAAACGUAGGCGGCGACUAUUAUGAUAUUUGGGCACUACGCACACUGUCCGAUUUCAACCUUAACUAUGAUGUAUGGCAACGAGUGUCGGCAUUAAUUCGUUCACCGUUGAAUUAUUGUGGAGAAUCGGUUAUUGAUAAAGUGAUUGGCAUUCAUCAAAAGCACAUACCUAUCUCACGUGGUCUAUUAGAAGUGCGUUCAGCAUUUUCUGGCGCCGCUUUGUACAAAAUGAAUUCAACUGAAAAUUGCUGGUAUUCUGGAGCAAAUGCAACGAGCGAGCAUGUACACUUUCACUUAUGCAUUCGCAAAAAGAACCGAGCUCGAAUAUUUAUCAAUUCACGAUUUCGUAUUUGUUUUCGCCAUCCUUAA